Anoplopoma fimbria (sablefish) is the source of this 1020-nucleotide messenger RNA. RefSeq names its product KH domain containing, RNA binding, signal transduction associated 3 (gene khdrbs3). Gene Ontology annotation, cellular component: nucleus. Gene Ontology annotation, molecular function: mRNA binding. Gene Ontology annotation, biological process: regulation of alternative mRNA splicing, via spliceosome. The record is from RefSeq and is a predicted model, not a curated record. NCBI's taxonomy places the organism in Eukaryota, Metazoa, Chordata, Actinopteri, Perciformes, Anoplopomatidae.
AUGGAGACCGAGAAGUACUUGCCGGAGCUUAUGGCAGAGAAGGACACGCUGGAUCCGUCUUUUCAGCACUCCCUGCGGCUACUGGAUCAAGAGAUUGAGAAAGUUCAGAAAGACGAGGGGAAGGAGGAGGAGAAGUUCAUCGACGUCGUCAUCAACAAGAACAUGAAACUGGGCCAGAAAGUUUUAAUACCAGUCAAGCAGUUUCCUAAAUUUAACUUUGUCGGCAAACUCCUCGGGCCACGCGGGAACUCGUUAAAGAGACUACAGGAGGACACUCUCACAAAGAUGUCAAUUCUCGGAAAAGGAUCCAUGAGAGACAAAGAAAAGGAAGAAGAGCUACGGCAGAGCGGCGAGGCCAAAUAUCACCACCUGAACGAAGACCUGCACGUCCUCAUCGAGGUGUUCGCCCCGCCGGCUGAGGCCUACGCCAGGAUGGGUCACGCUCUGGAGGAGAUCAAGAAGUUCCUCAUACCAGAUUACAAUGAUGAGAUCAGACAGGCCCAGCUGCAGGAGCUCACAUACCUGAACGGGGGCUCCGAGGAUGCCAAGGUGCCAUCGGUGAGGGGCAAGUCGGCCACCCGUGGAAGAGGGACACUUGUUCCAGGGCCCCCAAGGACUCGAGGAGGAGUUCCUCCACUGCAUGCAGCGGUGCCCCGGGGAGCAGCACCCAGAGGGGCCCCGCCCAGCCGGGCUCCGUCUUGCAGAGGGAGGGGGUAGAGGGCCAGGGGCGCCCCGCCAACCGCCGGGUACCGGCCGGCUCCUCCCAUAGUUCAGGAGACGUAUGGCGAAUAUGAAUAUGACGAGGACUACGGAACGACUUAUGAUGACCAAGGAUAUGAAUCGUAUGACAACAACUACAGCAAUCAAGGACAAAACUCAGAUGACUACUAUGAAUACGGACAGAGUGAGGAGUCAUAUGAUUCGUAUGGUCUGGAAGAGUGGCCAAACAAUCGCGCCAAGGCACCGCCAGCACGAACAACCAAGGGAGUGUACAGAGAUCAGCCAUACACCAGAUAUUGA